Messenger RNA from Oryzias melastigma (Indian medaka), 3546 nucleotides. RefSeq lists its product as uncharacterized. Bases 91 to 3285 code for a protein of 1064 amino acids. The record is from RefSeq and is a predicted model, not a curated record. Lineage: Eukaryota; Metazoa; Chordata; Actinopteri; Beloniformes; Adrianichthyidae. The transcript is spliced from 6 exons.
CAUGUCACAGCGAGGAAGUGAAGUGGCCGCUGCUCGCUACUGAGGGGAAGCUUUCUGUUAAGUUCUGAUCGGUGGAAGGAAAGCAAAGACAUGGAUCCUGUGGAGCCCGAAGGUCCAAUUAACAGGUUGGAGAGAACCUUGUGGUCUGUCUGGUGCUACAUCACUGAAGCCUUCGACAGAGUCUUCAGACCACCUCUUGCAGAUGAAAAUGGGUCGAACAGCUUACAAGAUUCUGCAGGCGACAGUGCGGCUUUUGAAGGGGGAGACGCACAGGCCGGCACGACUGGAGCACCUUCUCCGUCCCUGCGAGACGAUUCUGGAGAGGUGUGCACAGAAGAUGCAGCCCUCAAGCUGAAAAGAAGCAAUGAGAGCCAAGAGUCAAGAGAGGAAGAGUUCGACCCAACAGGAAAUGAUGAAGCAGGGCUGUGCCUCGCUAAAGCCCAUGAAAACAAGAAGCACAAAACAGAGAUCGAGAAAUUCAGCACCGGCGAAGGAAGCAAAGUCUCCAAAAUGGAUGAGGAGAACGAGGUUGCUGAUUCAGGAAGUCCUGGAGAAGUUGUAACAGGGGAGGACACAGAGGAGUCUGAUGGGGAAGCCUGCAGUGAGGAAGACGAUCAAAGUCGAGACGCAAGGGAUGGUCAUCGAGAAAUGGAAGAGCCUGAAACUGAAGACAGCUUUGAGGCAGAAGAUGGUGAGGUGAAGGUGUGCACAUUCACAGAUGAAAGUCCAGAAGAGGAGCACCAAAUACUUAAAGAACAUGGAAAUGAAGAUGACGAAACACGGCUGGAGCAAGACAAAAAUGAUGAACUGUUACAGACAAAAGAUCAGCUUACACUCAGCUGGAAGUUACUUGAAGAUGUGAGGAUAAGUGAAGCCACAGAGAACCAAACCGCAGCUGAAGAGCCAAACAUGGAAAACAGCAAUUCUGUUGCAGACAACAGACAAGAAGAAGUUCUUUUAGAUCAGUUUGUUACAAGCAGUCAGGAAGAUGUACAGACGACUGAAGUUGCACACAAAGAAGAGGAUGUGAUGGUCACUUAUGUGCAAAACACUGCAGAGACAGAAACAAUUCCGUCAGAAAUUUCCGUAAGUUCUAAGUUUGUCGAUGGCGAUUGCUUGGAAGAGGAGCGGCUCACGAGUGAAGUCAACAACAAAGGUAUCUCCGUCUCCACAGUCACUCCAGAUAUGGGAAAAGCUGAAAGCGAGACUGAGCAGGAAAUAAGCGGGGAGUUUAAAAAUACUCCCAUGUGGCUAAUCGAAGGGCAGGGUGUUGUACUGCAGGAGCGGAAUCCUCAAGCGUGCAAGGAAGCACAAGAGGGAGUUCCUGAACACAACAAUGAAUUUCAGCCAGAUGAAAAUACAACACAAAGGUUCCGCGAAGGAGGAAAUUGCCAGGAAAUCCAGAUCACUCAGUUACCAGAAGAGGUGGAGAAUAAAGAAGAGGAGAGCCUUAAAAACAGUCACACGGGAGCUGACUGUUUACUGAUGAAGGAGGUAAAGCAAGCCGGUGAAGAAAACAGUCUUGAUUUGGACGUGGAGCAGCACAGAGCCUUCGAGGAACAAAUCCCCCAAGAAGCAAAUCUGGAAUCAGAGCAUUUAUAUGCAAAGGAAGAGGCUAAAGCAGAGGAAAGCUCAAUGAAGACGGAGAUAAACCCCUUCCAUGAGGAGUUUGAGACCUACACAGGUUCAGCAGAUGAAGCCGACGAGUUGCAAGAUGGGGCUGACUUUGGAAAAGACGGGGUUUCGAGUGACUCCAAAGAGACUCCUGGACGUGAAUGGGAGUCGUUAGGGGGCGUGGCUGCAGAUGAAAGAAAGGGGUUCACAAAUGAAACUUUAAAAUUCCCAGAGACCGGAGAGGAGAAGAAAGACAUGAGGUUUUGUCAGGACUUUGCCUCCAAUGCAGAGAGUUCACCAGAGGAAGUGAGCACAUGGAAAUUACAUGAGCCUACAUCUUUGGAUCAUAGCAAUGUAGAAAAGGAAAAUGUGAGCAUAGAUCCACAUGAAGAAAAAGAAGAAGCUCAGGUCAGAUGUGACAAUGUAUGUCUGGAAGUUGAAGCAACUGCAGGUGAGAUGAAGGCAAUCGUAGAGUUAUCUGCACCCUCUGAGAUACAAGAGAGUGAAAAUCAAUCCCAAGACAAAGCACUGGAGAUGAAUGAGAGGACAAAAGCAGACACUGAUGAUAAGUUGAAGACAUCAGAACCAAAAGAGCUUCCUGAACUGCUAUCAGAGACGAUGGAAGAUAUGACCCAGUCAGAGAAUAUCUGUGAGCCGAUAAAAGGACAUCAAGAUGUGAUUGAUGAAGACAUCCUUGAUUUGUGGAUAGAGACCGCGAUGUCAGAGGACUUUCAUGACACAGAUGUAACCAAGCCAGGUGAUCUGUUAGAGGAGGAACCAGGAGAAAUGUAUCCCAAGGAGACGGAGCAACUCGUGAAGUCAAACUCAGGGGAACUUGUAAGUGACUCAGCUGUGGAGUCUGGAAUUCUGCAGUGGUCUCUGAGCAGUGGCUCACUUCAGGACAAUCGUGAUAUCUGUGCAGCUUCGCCAGAUUUCCCUGUGGAGAACUUUGAAACUCCCGAAGGAGCAGAUCAUCAUCUGGAAGCGGAGGACCUCACCGAGAUGAGAUCUGACACUGAUUCAGGAGUUUCAUCUCCACAUCACAUCAAUGUCUGUGGGGACAAGGAUUUUGGAUCUCCGGAAAUCGAGACGGAGCUUUCCCAAGUUGGAGAUGAACCCAUUGAGAUGUGUUUCUCUGACACACCGGAUGAAAUCAAACUCAGUGAGUCAGAGCAGCAGCCGGGAUGGAUAGAGGACAUCACUGAGCCGCUUCAUCCGGACAUGCUGGAGGAAAAUCACUCUGAGGUGGAUUCUCCUGUGCUGGAUUUUGCUUCUCAAAAGUCACGGAUAGCCGUUAAAAACCCUCGCGUGAGGCCACCCAAAAACCCUCGCACCCUGCUGCAAAAGCCCUCCGCAGAUCCCAUCCCUCCAGUGCCCAUGCCGGUCAAAGCGAUUCCAGGGCUGCCUUUGGGAGGCAUGGGGGUUGGAUUUAAACUACCAGGACUUGGUGAAGGUUUCCCUGUCUUGAAGAGAAGACAACAGGCUGAUGUGGGUGAUGAAGACGAACCAAAACCCCAACCUCAGGAACCUGAGAAACCUGAAGAGGAGAAGAGGGAUGCUUCACAGCCGGAUGAAGCACCACACCGACCGAAAUGGAAACCUCCAGGACAACUGGGAUUUGGAAAUCCCCUCAUGUCUGAGCUGAAGACUAAACUGAAGAAAACCACCUAAAAGGGAUCAUUGUUUCCAAUGCAUUGUAUGCAUAUUUGAAUGUAUUUUUGUUUGUCAAGCCAUUGUUCAUCACCUCAUUAUUUUAUCUCCUGUUUGACUUGUUCAUUUUUAAUCCAAUCAUUUUGGUAUCAGGUGUAAAUGAAAUUUUUAUUAACCUUUACUAUAUAGUAACAUAAAAAAAUAAUUUGUUUUUUUCUUUUGAGUUUUUAUUAUGUUUUUGUGCUUGUCUGGAAAUAAAUCCUCAAACAUUGCUUAAAGCUU